AUCUAUCUAACGUGGUCUCUGUACUUGUUUGCUUCAUUUAUUUUUUUUUAAUAUAAGUUCUUAUUCUAGUAUUGUGCUUUGAUAUUUAUGUACUAUCAUUAAAUAGAUAUUUUAAACGAUGAAUAUAAUGACCAGUAAAAUGUGGUUAAAAAUUAAAGUGCUACUAUGGAAAAGUUGGUGUUUACGGAAGAGAUACUGGAUUGGUUCUAUUUUAGAAAUUACUAUUCCAAUGCUAUUAUUCUUUUUUCUUAUUAUUGUAAAAUCUAAUAUAUCAGGAACUUUUGAUAGUGAAACUAUUAUUCAGAAUCAGUCAAUACCAAAUCCGGUAACAGAAGAGAAUUUAUUUACAGAAUUUAAAAAACGAUAUUCUGAAUCUGACUUCUUGUAUACACCUAAUACUACUCAAGCUAAAAUUAUAAUAGAUAAUGUAGUAUCUAUGUUAGAAAUAGAACCUGAUAAAGUCAGACCUGUAAGUAAUGAAAGUGAAAUAGUAAAUUUUUUAAAAAACUUUUUUAAAAGCCAUUACAGUGAUUAUAAGGAAGGAUUUGGAAUUGUUUUUGAAAAAAUAAAUUCAACAUCGUUCAGCUACAAAAUAAGGCUGCCUAAAGAAUCAUUUAAUACUGAUUUAUUAUUUCCAAAUUUUCAAGUACCAGGACCAAUGGAUAGUGGAGAACCUUACUUAAAAACUGGUUUUCUUGCUUUACAAUUAGCAUUGGAUAAGUCUUUUAUUCAUUUUAGCAACAAAUCUGCUAAUUCAAUUGAUUCUCAUAAUUUUUCAAUUCAAUCUUAUCCAUAUGCUCAAUUUGCAGCAGAUUCAGAUUUUGAAAAUAUGUUUCAGAUAAUGCUUCCAUUGUUUACAGUAAUUAGUUUUUUAUUAAUGUGUUCUAACACAAUUAAAAGAGUUGUAGAAGAAAAAGAAUCAGGUGUCAAAGAACUAAUGAAAAUGAUGGGCCUGAAACCAUGGAUGAUUUGGACUGGAUGGAUGUUACAUAAUUUAUUUGCUUAUUCUAUAUCAAUUACAACAAUUGUAUGGUUGGUUUGUGUAAAACAAGAUCCUAGUGGAGGAAAAAUAUUAAAUCAUACAGAUCCUGUUUUAUUUUGGAUAUUUUUGUUUUUAUAUACUAUUACUGGAAUUUUUUUUUGUUUUGCAAUAAGUGGUUUUUUUUCUAAACCUAUAUUUGCUACAAAUGCUGGACUAUUUUUAUGGAUGAUUUCAUUUAGUAUUCCACACAAUAUAAUAAAACCAAAUACUAAUUAUAAAAUCAAAUUAAUUUUCAUGUUAUUACCAAAUGUAGCAUUAUCUAAUGGUUAUACUUCAAUAGCUUCACUUGAAACACAAGGUAAUGGCCUUCAAUUUUCAACUCUUUUUACAAGUGGAAGUAAUACUUAUUUUUCGGUUGGUUUCAUCUUCUUUAUAUUUAUUCUUGACUGUAUAUUGUAUGGAUUUUUGGCUUGGUAUUUGGAUUCUGUAAAACCAGGAAAAUAUGGUAUUGCCAAACCUAUAAACUUUUUAUGUAAUUGGUUUAAAGAAAAAUCUGAAACCAAUAUAAUGGAACCAAUAAAUAACAGUACAAGUAAGUUAUUUGAAAAGGCUCCUAGUGACUAUGAAAUUGGUAUUAGUAUACAAAACCUAUAUAAAAGUUUUGGAAGUUGUCAAGCCGUAAAUGGAGUUAACUUAGAUAUAUAUAAGGGUCAAAUUACUGCUCUUUUAGGUCAUAAUGGUGCUGGAAAGACCACAACUAUGUCAAUUAUUACAGGAAUGUUUUCUCCUACUCAUGGCUGUGUGAAGAUAAAAGAUGGUGACAUAUAUAACAAUCUAGACAAGUUUAGAGAAAAUCUUGGUUUAUGUCCGCAGCAUAAUUUAUUAUUCAAUUAUCUCUCAACCUUGGAUCACUUAAUAUUCUUUGGAAUGCUCAAAGGAUUAUCAUUUAGUGUUGCAAAAACAGAAGGAAUAAAUUUGCUUACACUUUUGAAUAUACUUCCAAAAAAAGAUGAACUUGUUAGUAAUCUUUCAGGAGGAAUGAAAAGAAAACUUUCACUUUCCAUUGCAUUGAUUGGAGAUCCAGAGGUACUUAUAUUAGAUGAACCAACAUCAGGAAUGGAUCCAGAAUCACGAAGAGAAAUGUGGGACCUAUUAUUGUCUAUAAGAGGAAAGCGAACUAUAUUGAUUACAACACAUUUUAUGGAAGAAGCUGAUGUUUUAGGCGAUAGAAUUGCAAUCAUGGAUCAUGGAAAAGUAAUAUGUUAUGGAACGUCAUUAUUUUUAAAGAAAGCUUACGGAACUGGAUAUAAUUUAACUAUUAUUAAAAAAGAAUCUUUUGAUGUUAUUGAAAUGGCCAAAGUGAUCAAAGAUUUUGUACCUGAAGCAAAUCUUCAAAGUUCAUUAAGUGCCCAAGUAGUUUUCAAUUUACCAAAUGAAAGUUCAAACCAGUUUCCAGAAUUAUUUAGAAUGCUAGAAUUAAAAAAAGAAGAAUUUGGUAUUUCUGGGAUUGGUAUAUCUUGUACUACAAUGGAAGAAGUUUUCUUAAGAUCAGGAGGAAAUGCACAAGAAAAUGAAAAUAAUUCACCAGUUCAUACUCCUACUGGUUAUAAUGAUUAUCAACUAAUUAUCAAUAAGCACGAUAAUUGUAAUGUUGAUCACAUUACAGCUUUUUUGGAACAAUAUAUCCCUGAAUAUUCACUAAUGGAUGAUUUAAGCAAUCAAGUUGUUUUCAAUUUACCAAGUAGUAAUCGAUCUCAGUUUAGUUCUUUGUUUUCUGCAUUAGACUUCCAGAAAAAAAAUCUCAAAAUAGAAAGUAUAAAGAUUUCUCAUUCAAUUUUUGGUGUCAUUUAUCCUAAGGAUUUUAAUCAUUCAGUAAAGUUAUCUAUCACUACAAAUUAUAUCAAGAAUCAAUGUUCCAAUGGAGUUGGAGAUGAUAUAGAUGAACAAAAAGAAGGAUUUAAUGGAGAUGUUACUCAAAGUAAUCAAGCUCUUAUGCCAAAAUAUGUAAGUGGUAUAACUUUGUUGAAAAAUCAAAUUGUAGUGCUGUUGUCCAAAAAAAUUCUUUAUUCCUUAAGAAGAUGGUUUCUUACUUUAAUAUUUGGUAUUCUUCCAUUACUUAUAGCUUAUCUAACCUUAAAUUCAAGUUAUGACUUAUUUAAAGCUUCAAGUCCCCCUAAAAAACUGCAUUUGGCAUUAGAUGCUUAUGAAGAUAGUGAUGUUUAUUAUCAUGUUGGAGAAAAUUCAACUAAUAAGUUGGAAUCUCGUUUUGCAUCUAUUUCAACAAUGUAUCAUGCCACUGUUACUGAGCUUUCUUCUGAUCAAAAUUUAGUAAAUUACUUGCUAGAACUAUGUUCAAUGGAUGUCUUUAAAUAUAGAUCAAAAGUUAUGAUUGCUGGAGAUUUUAAUGAAACACAAACAACUGUUAUUUAUAAUAAUAUAGCCUAUCACACUCCAGGUAUUGCUGUAAAUAUGUUUACUAAUGCAUUGCUGCAAAAACUAUCUGGAAAUAAUGAAUCAUCUAUAUCAGUUAUAAAUGAACCCAUUCAAAACGAAGAUAAGAGUAUUUGCGGAAGUAACUUUGUUUUGCAAUUAACAAUAAUAUGGCUUACUAUGUUUUCUUCUGGAGUUUUAUAUUUCAUAUGUUAUUUUAUUGCAUUACCUUUGAAUGAAAGAGUUAGUGGUAUUAAACAUUUACAAAUUAUGUCAAAACUAUCUCCUAUUACAUACUGGAUUUCAUGUUUCAUAUGGGAUUAUAUUUGUUAUUUUAUUGUUAUAAUUACUACUAUGGUAGUUAUAUACCUCUUUGAUGAAUAUCAUAUUUUUAGUGGAAAAAAUGAGCUUGGUGCUCUUUUCAUAAUAUUUAUUGCAUAUGGUUGGAGUUCAAUAUUUUAUGCAUACUCUUUCAGUUUUUUUAAAAAAACCUUGAUUUCUUCUAUAUCCUUAUUCAUAGCCAUAAAUUUAAUAUUGGGGAUGAUAGUUAAUUCUAUGCUGUUGGUUGCAAAAUUAACUGGGUUGUCUGAAACUCAUGAUAGCUCAUUUUCAUUUUGGUAUAAUAUUAUCCGGUAUGUGAUUUUGUUAGUGCCACAUUUUUCAUAUACUGCUUGCAUUGUUGGUUUUGUUUCUAUUUCAUGGUCAAAUAAUAUGUGUAAACUCUGUAAGACACCUGAUGCCCAUGAAGCAUGCAGUGGUUCUGAUUCAAAGAUGAAACAAUAUUUUGAAUUUGCUUCUAAACAUAACUCGUAUGCUAUUUUAGAAGAGCUUUUAUUUUUAAUUUUUAGUAGUUUAAUCUACAUUGCAUUCAUACUUUUAAUGGACUAUAAAGUAUUUUCUACUUGUUACCAAUUUAUUUUCAAUAAAAUUGUUGGUUCUGGAGAAAGCUACAAAGAUGAUAAUGAAGAUCCUGAUGUUGGUGGUGAAAGAGAUAAAGUUGAUGCUGCUAAAGCUCGUGUUUAUAAUGCAACAUCACCAAUAUUAGUUGUUGAUAAUUUAGUUAAAAAGUUUAACUUAAAAUUUACGGGUGUCCGAGGUAUUAGUUUUACUGUUGCACCAGGUGAAUGUUUUGGUUUACUUGGUGUCAAUGGUGCUGGUAAAACAACAACAUUUAGGAUUUUAACUGGUGAUAUUUUCCCUUCUAAAGGAGAUGCAUAUAUUCAAACAGAUGAAAUUUUCAAACUGAGUUCUUCAUUUGGAAAGUAUAUAUCAAUGAUUGGUUAUUGUCCACAAUUUGAUGCUAUUAAUGAUCAACUUACUGCGGAAGAAACUUUAAGGUUAAUGGCCAUUUUAAGAGGAAUUUCAACAAAUAAUGCUAGUAAACAUGUAAAUAAAUGGAUUAAACUUCUAGGUCUAGAAGAGUAUAAAAAUAAGCAAAGUGGCACAUAUAGUGGAGGAAAUAAAAGAAAACUGAACACUGCUAUGGCUCUUAUAGGAGAUCCUCCUGUAGUAUUUUUGGAUGAACCUACCAGUGGUGUAGAUCCCAUAGCAAGACGUAAUUUAUGGCAACUUUUAGCUGUGAGUCAAAAAGCUGGACAAGCUGUUAUACUUACUUCUCAUAGUAUGGAUGAAUGUGAAGCUUUAUGUAAUCGUUUAACCAUAAUGGUAGAUGGGGUAAUGAAAUGCAUUGGUAGCAUUCAGUACUUAAAAAAUCGAUAUGGACAAGGAUUUACAAUUAUGAUAAAGCUUAUCCAUAAUGGUAAUCAAGAUUUAACUGCUCUAAAAGAAGAUAUAAUGCGUCAAUUUGCUCCAGAUAUUUAUCUAAAAGAUGAACACAAGGGUUUAUUACAUUAUCAUAUUACUAAUCCGAGAGUUCCACUAUCUGAUAUAUUUGGCCACAUGAAAGCAAUUAAAGAAAACCACUCUAUUGUUGAAGAUUACACAAUUAGUGAUACAACCCUUGAGCAAGUAUUCAUAGCAUUUGCAAAAAAACAAGCAAUUUUAAACACAAAUUUAUAAAUUUACAAUUAUUUAUUUUCUAAAGUAUUUAUUAAUAUUUGUGAUAUGAAUUUAUUAAUAAAUUAGUUCCUUUAAUUUCUAGAGUUGACCAAAGUAUCUAUGUUAUUACAAUUAUGAUUUUUUAUUUUAUUAAUAUUUCAGUAAAUAUUUCUAUUUAUUGAAAUUCUCUCAUUUGUUUUUUAUUAAUAAUUUUCAUUGUUAUUAUUUAAGUGAAUUUUUUUUUUUGGUACUUUUUAUGUUUAAAUUUGAGAUAAAAUAUUAACUGUUACUUUAAACAUAUAAAUAUUCAUAUUUUUUACCAAGUGAUUUUAAUAUUUCAAAUUAUGUACUUACAUUUAAUUAUUGCAUAAUAUUUUUUA
This is a messenger RNA of Daktulosphaira vitifoliae (grape phylloxera), 5790 nucleotides long. Its product is annotated as phospholipid-transporting ATPase ABCA3-like. The coding region runs from base 119 to 5431 and encodes 1770 amino acids. Lineage: Eukaryota; Metazoa; Arthropoda; Insecta; Hemiptera; Phylloxeridae. Gene Ontology annotation, biological process: transmembrane transport; lipid transport. Gene Ontology annotation, cellular component: intracellular membrane-bounded organelle; membrane. The transcript has 22 exons. The record is from RefSeq and is a predicted model, not a curated record. Gene Ontology annotation, molecular function: ATP binding; lipid carrier activity; ATP hydrolysis activity.